AGCCAGCUUCAAACUGCAGAAAUCGAGACAAGUCCGCUGAAGAAACCCAAAAUAAUCAGUGUGCCCCGAAACCCCCUAUAUGCUAUCAUCUCCUGUGGUAAUAAUAAUCCUUGUGCCAUCGACUUGCACAAAUCCUAAUACCACGCCUUUCUCUCCAUCGCCUCCUUUUUCAACCACUCUGCGUCUCUCCCGACUGGAAUGCAACCGCUUGAAGCACAACUGGAUGGAUCAUGCCCUCCUCCGAUACAAUCAUCUCCCUCGCAAUUGGUUUUGGGGGGUUACUUGUCGCCAUUUUGGGCAUCUGGAUCGCAUAUCUGAGUCUUAAAGCUGUGAAAUCCAAUUGGAAUCCAAACACGAACACUUCGGACUACCGUCGGAACGAGACAAUCGACUUGGAACGGUCAACAGAGCUACCAACCGUACGUCCCACAGUGCAUCUCUCUUGGCCGCAAGAGUCCGGACA
This is a messenger RNA of Hyaloscypha bicolor E, 463 nucleotides long. RefSeq lists its product as uncharacterized. The record is from RefSeq and is a predicted model, not a curated record. Lineage: Eukaryota; Fungi; Ascomycota; Leotiomycetes; Helotiales; Hyaloscyphaceae. The transcript is spliced from 2 exons. The coding region runs from base 80 to 325 and encodes 81 amino acids.